Xyrichtys novacula (pearly razorfish) is the source of this 26080-nucleotide messenger RNA. The record is from the annotation of a GenBank genome assembly. Lineage: Eukaryota; Metazoa; Chordata; Actinopteri; Labriformes; Labridae.
GACAGACGCUGUAGCUGUAGUGGGGGAAGGGGUCGCUGAAGUUGAUGGAACCGCCAUCUUGAAAAGUGCCCUCCGAUGAUCUCCCUUUUCGCGCCUGUCAGAAUCAGUUUAAAACGCUUUAUUUUCCUUCCCGGAUUUCCUUGUUGUUUCUGUGUCCGUUUUGUAAAGACCUGGGGCUGAUGGCAAGAUAAACUACAUGCUGGAGACUCGCCGUUUACCGCUGUUUAUCGGUAGGUACACUUGCCAACCCAUGCACUUGGUCGGUGCUGAAGAUUAGCCAGCAGUCUUCAGUAGCCGGCUAACGUUAGCUGGCUAUCAAGGAGCAGACUUGGCCAUCUUAACUCUGUGCUGUCAGACUGAGCUGCUGCUGCUGCUGCUGCUGCUGCUGUACCCCAGCCUGUAGAGGGGAAAUGCAGAUCAGUGUUACUGUUUACCGCGGAGCCGUUUUGUUGUUUGGCUGACUGAUUAAUGAACCGAUUAACCGCAGUCUCUUUUCUCCCUGUUACCGACCAAAUUGACCGAGUCUAAUGAGAGUCAGAUCCUAGUUUUAACUGACCAGGUUAGCUAACAAUAGCUAACGCUAGCGCCUGACGUUAGCCAGUAUUUCUCACCCGGUGUGUUUCUGCUGCACUAGCGGUGUUCAGGGCCCUGCUGUGUAGAUGGUCAGACGUUACUGUGAACAUAAUGUUUUUCAAGUAAAAUGAAAAUAACGCAAUUGUGCGUGAAUUCGCUCGAGCUACGACAUAAUUUGUAUGUUAAACGCCUCCAGUGUCUUGUAUUUGGCUGAAGUUCACGCCAGUAAUUUUCUGACGUUAUUGGGUUUGAUAUAUUGUUUCGGCCUUUACCACUAUACUGGGUUAACCCUCGGUCAAUUGGUAAAAUGAGAAAAAUAGCGAAAUAAAUCAUUGUAAUUUACGGUUGCUAAGCUACCACAUUCUGAUGAAGAAUUGCGUCUUUACUUUUCGCUGGUUUUAGGUUAAGCAGCUGAACCGUAUUAUCGUACAAACCCGUGAAUUGGCUCAAACGCCUCUGUUAAUUUAUGUAAGAAAACGACGUUUUCCCUCCACUAGGCUGAACAAUCUCUCAGGUAAACUUAAAUGUCGUCAGCCAGUAAAUAUGUUUUGGUUUUUUAACAGCGGGUGUUCAUUCAGGCCAAGGGAAGGAAAGUUUGUUUUCCUCCAUGACGCGGAAUGCUGUAUAGUUUACGGCCUUUAGGAUGUCUCUCUUUCAUAUUGUUGCUUGCGGAGACUAAUUAUAGGAUCACUACCAUAAAGGGAUUUUUAAGAGAAAGCAUCGACUCAUUUUAACAAUGUGAAUGACUUAACAUCAACUAGCCAUAACAUUAUGAAUACCCAGGUAACCUUAUGCAACCCUAGACCUUUAACAAAGCCUCUACGUAUUUUUAGUUUUGACAUGGUGAGAUUGAUAAUUGGUAUUUAAAAUUGGUUGUUGAAAUUACAAUAGGUGCUGAUGGUGAACAAGAGUGCAUUAUGUUUAAAGCUGUUCUGAAUAAUUUGCUGUCAUCGUGACUGUUAAUAAGGUGAACAGAACCGAAACAAAACCAAACACUCCAGGAAACCACCACCACCCACUGUGUCUUAAAUUAUUAAUAAAUUAGGUACAGUAAUGACAGCUCUGAUCAUGUCAGCAAAAAUUUGAAAUGUAGAAGCUUUUUUGGAGUAGAAUUUAGGAUAGACUCAUUGGAUUGGAUUUCUUAGGUCUCCCAAGAUGUCAUGGCUGGUCUGUGUAUGAUUUUGUAGAAAUAAUUUUGCCUGUAUUGGACAUAUAAUGCUUGAACAAAUAAAAAGAAAACAAAAAAGUAACACUAAAUGAAUAUACCUGGGAUCUGACGUAGCUUUGACUCUACAGCAGCAGGUGCCUGUAUUUAUUGAAUGAACUUUUAAUGCAACACAAUCUCAUUCUUUUCUGAUACAAGCAGGAAUAUGACGUAUGCGUUACUGCACCUGCCCCAUGCAGAAUAUCCCUGCUGUGUUUACAAACACAAGAAAAGGAAACAGUAAUGGGUUUAAAGCUGAGAGUUAAAGACUGGUUUUUGACACAUGUCAGUGACCCAAUUUGUUAAAGGUCUGUAUUUGGCAACUUGUGAGAAAUACAAUUUCCCUCCAUUUUUUAAAUUGUUAAACAAGCUGGCAUAUUUUUGAGUGAGACUUCAGAGCAAACAUAAUUCUUAAAUUCUGUUAGGGAUUUAGGACUAGAUUAUAAUGUACCCUUGAAGAAAUUUGUUACCUUUGUUUCAUUUAUAGUUAGAUUUUGGAUUUUAACAAUUCCAUAAAAUUCCCCUGACAGACUAUCCCAUUGCCUCAUUGCUGUCCGCUCAUGAAAAAGAUCCCAUGAGCACUUGAGCUUGUCAAAGAAAUCACGUUUCUGGAGUUGAAGUCUAGCCGUACUUACUGGGAUUCACUUAAUCCCUCCCUGAUUGCUCACACUGGCUCUAAUUAAAGAAUCCAUGCUUUAUGUGAAGCAUUUUCUCGUGAAGCUUAGCCAUUGUAACUUGUGUUGCUGCUUAGGGCUGUGAAAUACUGUCAUUAUUUGUUCACUGCUUGUAACAGUGAGGUCUUUUUUCAACCCUUCUCACCCAGAACAUUACCUAUGUUCUUAUGAUUCCUGUUACAUUUGACUUUAGUCAAUCAAACUCAUCUGCUAAGCAUGCACAGAGCUGAUUAGAUGUUCAUAAAAAAUGGAACAUAUUUGCAUUGAUUGAUGUCUCUUACCAUGGAUACAGAGCUAUCACAUAGCCUGAAUAUAGCUGAAUCCAUCCCCUUUUGUUGUUCGAUAAGGGUGAGCAACUGGUGCUUUAGUGCUGAGGUUCUCAAGUCCAGUCCUCGAGGCCCCCUGUCCUGCAUGUCUUGGAUGUUUCCCUGCUCCAACACACCUGUUUCAAAUGAUUAGCUCGUUAUUAAGCCAUUACAGAGCUUGAUAACGAGCUAAUCAUUUGAAUCAGGUGUGUUGGAGCAGGGAAACAUCCAAAACAUGCAGGACAGUGGGCCUCGAGGCCUGGACUUGAGAACCACUGCUUUAGUGCAUGGACAACAGUGUUCAUCAGGUUUAUCGAGUAACACAUUUUUGUCCCAUAUUUUUCUUGUUUUAUAAUGAGUGACCCUGCUCUCUGAGAAAAGGUCAGUUUUUUUGACAUAAUUAAAAAAUAAUCUGAAUGUCUUUACCCAGCUGCUCAGAAAAAAAGAUACAUUCAAACCACUGCCUAUUACACAAGUGUUUCAAGCCAGACAGACACAACUUUAUCCAAUUUGACAGGUAGAAUAAUAACUAGCAGGCAUAAGUGUAAUGUUUAGAACUUUUUAGACAAAGUAAGUAAAAAAAAUGUCGAGUGUAAGCUAUGUAACAGUUAACACAUGUUAACAUAGGCCUCGUAGUUCAAUGAUUAACCAUUUCUCAAGCACAUGUACGAAAUUGAGCAAACACUAACAGGUGAGCUCUAAUCAGUUCUUACACUGGCAGUGCUGGCAUGAGUGUUGGGUAGGGCAGUGGAGAUUAAUCAGCUCCUCACGAAAAUGGUGACUUGAGAUCUUCUGUUAAACUUUCUGGAUGGUCAAAUCCUUCAUGAGCUGAUGGUGUCGGUUGUACCAGAGCACAAACUACUAUGGCCAUUGACAGUCGCUUAGCAGAGAGCAUGGCAGCCCACAUCAGUGCUGUUUGAGACUAAUGUGACUUUAACAAGCCAGUGUCUCUUUUUUUAUGAGCACUGGAGUAUUUUGUUGAUUGAAUUUAUCACACAAAAUUGAAACCAGUAUACCCUUCCUCUUUGUUUACUAACAAAUAUGAUUGUGAUAUUGUUUGCUUUCUCACUAAAUUUCCAGUGAGCCCUGAAAAGAGCAUUCUUAUGAUUUAAAAGUCUUUACCUGUAGUCAGACAUGAACAUGGCUUGGCUGUGAUUAGGCUGAACCUGUAAAGUUCCAGUAUUUAGUUAACAGGAUGACUGAAUCUCCCUGCUCCUCAUCCGUUACUCCAUGAAAUUUAAAUAGAGAUAUCUGAAAGGGAAUGCCCAAUGUCAUGCAGUGUCAUAUUGGUGUUUCAGUACACGCCCGAUUAUGAGGUUGAGGAAGCAUGAGAGGCUCUGCUUGGCAACACCACAGGAAAACACACUCAGACAUACACACACAGUGCUGUUCUGCCCUGCCAGCCCAAAUGCUACACUCUCCCACCGCCUCCCUCCUGUUAUGCCUCUGUUACUACAUGAUCACAGUCUGAAUAACCUUGCCCCACUUUUUUGCCCUCGUGGAUCACACAUUUUUAUUUUGCUUUGAAAUAGUGCUAUGCAUGAGCUGAUAAGGGAACUGAUCACGUACUUGCAUCUCUGGAAAGUGAAAACUGUUAUGCUCGGGUCAAGGUGUAUGUGGGGCCUGAAUUCAUUUCGACAGGUCACAGAUAAGCCAUUCAUUUUUUGCCUGGGUUUUUUAUUUUUAUUUAUUGAAGCACGAUCAGGAACCGUGGCAUUGACUCACUGUUGCUGGCAGUUGCUAAGUAGUGUUCCUGUCAAUAAUCUAUGCAAUUUGUAAUUAAGAGCAAUAAACUAUUUCAAUACCCAGAGGAAGCAGAGUACUGUCCUUUAACAACAUGCCUCCAUGUUAUUUUUUUGUCUGCCCCUCAUAGGUGUGUGCUGUUGAACUGCUGUAUGUUUGCUGCUUGUCAGUUUGUCCAUCACCGCUGUCUGUCUGUCCGGCUAGCCUGGAAUGGGCCACAACUCCCAAAGACUAAAACACACCUCUUUAUAGCCUGAGCUCCACCCUCUGGACUCCAACACACCCACAGGUAGGAAGAAGACUAAUCUCACAGUUAAUCAUUAAAGUCAUCUAUGUUGUGUGCUGAUAACCUCAGAUGAAAGGUCCCAUAUUUAUCUUUUAAUGUGAGGACUUGCCUUGUUUGUUUCAGAGCCAAAAUGUUUUGGAAGUUUGACCUUCACACCACGUCACACAUUGACACAUUGUUAGAGAAGGAGGAUGUGACGCUGACGGAGGUGAUGGAUGAAGACGACGUCCUGCAGGAGUGCAAGGCCCAGAACCAUAAACUGGUUGACUUCCUGCUGAGACCACAGUGCAUGGAGGACCUGGUCACAUUCAUUACACAGGAACCCAGUACUGAUGUUGAGGAAAAGGUUAAAUACAAGUAAGAGAAAGCUGUAAAAACGAUAUGGUGGAUGCAUUGACAACUGCUUAAACAUCACUUUUGGAUCUUGCCUCCCAUUUGUGAUAAUAUACUGUCAGUGCGCUGAGCUGUCUGUGGAUUUGGUAGCUCCGAAAUCAGAGUCCAGUUGUAGACUUGCUCAGAGGAAAGCAAAAGCUGUCCAUAAAAUGUUAAUUGUUAGGGUUAAUCUUUUAAUUCAAGGUCUUCAUAUCACUUAAUGCAGUGAAAAAUUAUUUUGAGAAUCAGAGUCACACAUUCCCGUCUAAAGGCUACAGAAAGUAUAAGCUCUACCCAGUGUUUCCCACACAUUCAUUAAUUGGUGGCAGCCUGCCACAAAUAGAUUUUUGUGCUUUUGGCGCUAUCUCAAACUCAGAAUGUAUCAGUAUAUGUUGCGCAUACAGGCUCUGCAACACAGAGCGUGCUGAGUAUUAGCGAGUUGUUGUCUGCAAUCACACAGCAGAUCAAUCAAUCCACUGGUCACUUGUAAACAAAAGAAUAUAGAUAAGAACAGUUAUGUUUUUUGUGACAGUAUAGGGUUGGGAUGAUCUCAGACUGCAUUUGUUAAUAUCACUCUAAGAUGCUUGGGCACGUGAAUUGAGUAGAGCUGCAACUUGGCAUCAAUUUUAGGGAAACAUUGGAUGAAUAGCACUUUUUUGGCAUCUAACAGCAGCUUGUUGGAGCAGUCAGGAUAUUUCAAGUCCAGUAAUGGCACUGUAUACUUCUAUUGUAAAUGUUGUAUUGUAAAAUUAUAAGAGCAAUGUUUGUCAUCUGCCAGGUAUCCCAACAUAUCCUGUGAGCUGCUUACAUCAGAUGUGAGUCAGAUCAACGACAGACUGGGAGAAGACGACAAACUGCUGAUGAAACUGUACGGCUUCCUUCAGAAUGAGCCGCCUCUCAACCCGCUCUUGGCCAGCUUCUUUUCCAAGGUUCUCUCCAUUCUUAUAGGACGCAAGCCUGAACAGGUAAGAAAGCCAGACCAGGGUGUUGUUUGUUUGAGAGUUUGAAGAAAGUAAAAACAAAACAUCAGAAUCACCAGUAAUGUCUUCUUUUUCUUGGCCAGACUUCAUAUUUUAGACCCCAUUGAUCCAGUAGUUGAUUGAUUGUAGUUGUAGUUGAUUCUCAGAAAAAAAAGUGAAACCCUAUUUCAUGUCAAUAUAUUUUUUUUUUGUAGAUUGUGGAUUUUCUACGGAAGCGUGAGGACUUUGUAGACUUGAUGAUCAAACACAUCGGGACUUCUGCCAUCAUGGACCUGCUGCUCCGAAUGCUCACCUGCAUUGAGCCACAGCAGCUUCGGCAGGACGUUCUUAAUGUAAGUAAUGGCACAAUACUUCCACGCUGGGUUAAAAAUGGUUUCCAUGACCACCACAACCCUAAGCAGCAGGCCAACUAAUUCAAUUGUGCUCACUGUGAUCUGGCAUGGCUCAGGAAACAUUUCCAGAGAACAAUUAACAUUGGGUGCUGUCUGCUUCUGGUCCUUAGUGACACAUCACUAAAUGAAGCCUCUUUUACUUGGACAAGCCAAGUAGGUCCUGAAAUGCGCUAAAGUUGGCUCUGUGUUAGUUUGUCCAAAAUAAAAGGUCUCUUUAAUCGAAGGAUUUCAUACAGCAGCUCUCUUGAGUGAUAUAUCUUUCAGUGUUUUGCCCUGGACACCAUGAAAUGCCAGCCUUACAGCCAUUGCCAACCCCUAGUAAUGAAUAAUGAUGUGAUAGAAAUAAAAGUUUAAAAUCAAAGGAUGCCUUGUUAAAGCUUCCAUCAGGAGCUUUUAGCUGGUUUGGCUCCUGAAACAGUCUUGAUUUACAAUUUCGAUAAAUAUGAACAGUGAGUUAAAGGCUUGACAGUUAAAAGAACCUAAAAAAUAUUUUUAUUUGCCAAAUAAUUGCUUAGGACAAGAUCUGCAAAAAGAUGAGAUGUACAUCUUUGAGCACAAGAGAUACAGUAUUAGUUGUACGAUUGCAGAGGAUGAGAGGCUGUAUUAAGACCAACAACUCAAAGUAUGAAUAUGUAAAAGGAUUGGGUAAAUAAAAGAAAACAGAGUGAACACAAAACAGUAACCCCCCUUUUUUUUUCUUAGGAUUGUGUUUUUCUUUUUUAAAUUUUAACCCUUUCCUCUCUGUAUGGUCUUUCAGUGGCUGAAUGAAGAAAAGGUGAUUCAGAGACUGGUGGACAUGGUGCAGCCAUGUCAAGACGAGGAUGUGAGUACCAAACGCAUUUCAUUAUUCUUUCAUUGGCUGAAUGAAGGUGAAAGUCAUCUGUAGUGUCUUGAUAAACACGGGAACAAUCUGUCAUGAUUUGACAAAACUUCUGAAUUCAAACACUAUCCAGAGAUUUGACUCUUUCAGAGUUAUUAGAAAGAAUGAAACCUCAUCCAUGGUUAUCAUUUCUGUGCUGUUAUUCUGUCUGACAUCAGGUGAAGUUUCUGCCAUAAUGAGUGAAGUUGUGUCCCCUGCAGCUGUCUUUCUGUCAGAGCUGCAGUGCUGCCACCUAGCUCAGGACAAAACCUGAAUGACAGACAGAUGCACUGCCUUUUUUUGCAAACAAGAAAAAAUAUUCAUUUAAAAAUUCAAAUGUCUAUUUUAAAUAGACUGGAAUAUUCAGGGAUUCUUUAGUGUAUUAAUGUAUUUUCCAUCCAUGAAAAAGAGUUGUAUAAGUGCUAAUGGCAUGCUUGUCUCAUGAGCCCUGCAUAUAGAUUACCUUACAUUUAACAACAAACUGUGGCCAGUACUAAUGUUAAGUGUAAACAUGUCUGUGGACAUCAGGACUUUUAUUAGAAAAUUAAAUGUUCAAAGUGUCAAAUAAUGACAGACUUUCUUUUCUUGACUCAGAGACACUCCAAUGCCUCCCAGUCCCUGUGUGAGAUCAUCAGACUGAGCAGAGACCAGAUGUUCCAGGUCCAGGGCUGCUCAGAGCCCGACCCACUUCUAGCAACACUUGAAAAGUAUGCAUGUGUUAAUCUCUGAGAACUCUUGCAGUCACUUUGAAGCAGAAUGAAGCUCAUUUCCACUGUGAUUCACUCUCAUAAGCUUGGUCUGUGGGGCAUGUUAUAACCUAAGAUUUAUACUUUUCAUUAAUUUUAAAUCUUUGUGUAAUAAAAAAUGUAGUUGGCAAACUAUGCCUGAUAGAUGUUGCCUAAGCUCUGAAGGUCAUCAAUGGCUUUGAAGGUUAUUCUCUUACCAUUUGCCUGUGUCCUCCUCAGGCAGGAGACGGUGGAGCAGCUGCUGGGUAAUAUCUUCGACAAGGAGAAAAAUGAAUCUGCAAUCGUCAGUGUUAUCCAGAUCCUUCUCACGUUGUUUGAGACCAGAAGACCAGCGUAUGUUCUGUGGCCUCAGCCUCUUUAUAUACUUUAAUAUUUUACAUCAAAUUAAAGAGUGAUGAUAAGAUUGUAUCUUGUAGAUUUAAAGCCCAAAGCGAGCAGAUCUGAUUUUAAAACUGCGAGUAGGAAUCGUUGUUAAUUUACUAUGGACAACUCUACGGCACAGACUUAAAAGGACUGUGGUCACAAUUAUGUAAUAGCAAAUGUGUUGAAAUCAUUAAAAAACAGUAUAUAUAUUAUAAUUCUGCCCACAUUUCAAGUUUGCAUCAAAUAUUAUAGCCCCAAUAAAAAUGGAUCACAAAAGAAAAUGAUAGCUCCCCCCACAUUAGAACCUUAAGUGUUACAAAUAGUUAAAGGAGAGCACUGUUCAUUAGAUGCUAAAUAGACUAGGCACUACAACAUGUGUUGAGAUGGUUCAUUUGGUCAUGCUUUUAUUGCUUCAGGUUCGAGGGUCACAUGGAUUGCCCCCCUGGGAUGUCCCACCCUUCUUUCUCAGUCAACCACAGCAUCCUAGAGGCUGUAAGACCCCGACUCAAAGACUUUCAUCAGCUGCUACUGGAGCCCCCAAAGGUAAAAACCAGCCAGACAGUUGUCAGUGGUUAGUCGAUCAAAUGCACCAAGUUUUGGCCGACAUGGUCCUGUUAGUUUAAAUAAAAUCAAGUUUAUUAAGUUUAACCCGAGACGUCUGUUCUCAAUCAACAGAGGAAUGUGAUGAAGACAACGUGGGGAGUACUGGACCCCCCUGUGGGAAACACAAGACUCAAUGUGGUCAGACUGGUGGCCAGCUUGUUGCAAAGCAACACACACAGCAUCAACACAGAACUCAUUAACCUCAACACACUGGGAGUCAUACUAGUGAGUGGUAGUUUUGUAUUUCUAUGCUGAUUGUUGACUUGAAAUUGGGUAGUGAGUGGAAGAAAAACUAGAGUCGGUAAAAUCAAAUCACCGCUGAAGCUGGCAGAGUAAGAUUUGUGAAAGAGCAAUUUAUUUGUAUUUACCUGUGGUUUUCUAUAAAAGAUGUUCUGGUCCUGUUGAAGGUGGUUAUACUGAUUAUACCCCCUCUCAAGACUGUUUUCUUGGAAAAGACUGUUUCAAGACCAAAUCAUCUUUUUAUACGGGAAAAAACUGACUGGAAAUAAUGACAAAACUCGAUAAUGCUUAAAUCUACGUAAUGUUUGAUGUUUAAUGGUUAGAAUGAGUUUGAAGGGCAAAAUUUUUAAUGAGUCUGAAAUUUAAGAGGGUCAGGAAAAAAAGGGAAGCUGCUCUAUUACUGUCUGAAUAUGAGUGAGUCAUCACUAAAAUUGCUGACCUAUGCUUCAGAACAAGGCAUUGUUGUCACUGAAAACUGAUUGUAGGGGGAACUAAAUAACUGGGACUUGGUGACUGUUACUAAUGUGAAGGACAUCUCACUUAAAUUUUUUUUGUUUUCUCCACAGGAUAUGUAUUUUAAAUACAUCUGGAACAACUUCCUCCACAUUCAGGUGGAGAUCUGUACAGCCAUGAUCCUGGCUAUGCCCCCAGCCCCCACUGACCCCCAGCCAGACACAGAGCAAGAACACGCAAGGGAGAGCAUUCUUAUCAAACAUGUAAGUUCUGGAUAUGAGAGAGCUGAUAUUAGCAUCAGUUCAGCAAAAUCAAAGUUCAUAGAAGACAAUUCGUACCACAACUGAACAUCCAGUGUAAACGUUUGGCAAGGCUUUUAAUGCCUGUCUGUAGCAGCUCAUAAGUGCGGCAUUAAUUGUCAAAGAUAUUACACAGUAUGUUACAUUGAAAGAUAUGUGUUGAAGUUCUGUUCAAAAAAGCUGUUUAUAGAGAAUAUUAAACACCAAAAUUUGAUCUACCUCAUGAAAUAGUUUAGACUUUUUGUCAUUGUAGAAGUUUAAAACAUUGCAUAAAUUAUAACAGCAGUUUGUAGGGGAUUGAUACAAUAACCCAUUUCACUGACAAUCAGUGUCAUUUUUGCAUUAUUCGUUGAAUUCCAUUGUUAGGUUCAUGUAUGUUCUGUUGCGUUUUUCCUGCCUUGUAAAAGGCAAAGCUAUCUUUGGGUCCAAUAUGUCGGUGAGUUUAUGCUCUGCAAUGGUAAACCCCCUCAAGUUUAAGUCAGCAGUCCACUUCAUCAUGUCCAUUAUAGAUCUUUAUGUAUUAAAAUUCUCUUUAUUUCCUUCACCAGCUGUUUCAAAAGUGCCAGUUUAUACAGAGAAUCGUAGACGCCUGGAGCUCCAAUGAAAAAGAACAGUAAGUGGUCUGUUGAAAGUAUCACUUUGUUAGUGUUAAGCUCCACCUGAAACCUCAUGGUGGUAGUCGCUUUGCUCUGUGUGGGAGUGACACCCACUGGAUUGGUUCCCUUUGUGAAUGAUGCUCUUAAACCUGGCUGUAGCGUCUUCCUUGGUCCGGAUUCUUGUAAAUAAGAAUCUAUGGUUCCACAUUUCACCCAUUUUUAAGUUAAAGUCCUCAAAUUUUGUCUCAUUUGUAUCUAGUGACCAUAGUUUGAGUUUGGUAGUCUUCUAUUCGUCAACACAUCACUAGUUGUUGCUUUAAUUGGUCAUUGUGCUAAGAGUUGUUAGCCUCAUAGGGCCACAUAGGGCCGCCUUCAGGUGGGGCGGAAUAGUUAGGGAGUGACAGUGUUUUUAAAACAUUGUCAUUCAGUAACAGCUAUGAAUCAUCUUCCUAUUGAUAUCGACGUGUCUGUUUGUUUUAGGGCGGAAGGUGGUCGACGGCGAGGCUACAUGGGUCACCUAACCAGAAUAGCUAACUCUAUAGUUCACAACUGUGACAAAGGCCCUAAUGGACCACAGAUACAACAACUCAUCUCUGGUAAGUACUUGACUUUUUCUGGGGCCUCUUAAGAGUUUAUCUUCCUCUCAGAUACACUUUCCAAAAUACCUGUCUUCCAAAAUGAUACACCCACAGGAUUUGGUAACUGUGAAACUCUUAAAUUCAGCGUCAUGAGACAAUCAGUACUCAUCAGUACAGUCAGGACUAUAAAAAUGCUGUUUACCAAUGAAUAUCUGUUUACUUGGGGGAAUAGUUUUUUCUCGCUCUAUUGGUGGAAAUGAACUUUUGGCUUCACAAAGUCCAACUUGUGGCCCCUUUUAGGAGUUGGGCUGAAUGUCAACAGAUGAUCUGGUCACUCACCAGACUCAUCGGAUUGCAGGGGGACAAAUGAACUAUAAUUUUAGUAACCAGCAGCAUCUCAUACGGGCUUGAUGGGGCCACCCUCAAAAAGUUUCAUUCUUGUACAUCAGGUGAGGACAGAGUCCACAUGUCCUGUCUUUUUGUGGGUUACAGAUCUUCCAGCAGAAGACAGAGAGAAAUGGGAGGCCUUUAUUUCUGGGCAGCUGGCUGACACAAACAAGAGAAACACUGUCGAUCUGGUGAGUUACCUUCGAAACACUGAUGUUCAUCUGACUAUUAUGUUCAUUGUAAGAUACAUUGUUCUGAGUACAGAUCCAACUGGGUGUCAGAGCUCAGGUGUGAGAUGCACAAUGAGACAGUGUUGUCUUUCUUGAAUGUAUUUGUCCUCAGGUGAAUACACACCACAUCCAUUCUUCUAGUGAUGAUGAGGUGGACUUUAAAGACAGUGGCUUUCACCAGGACUCCUCUUUACAACAAGUAAGAGCUAGACACACGAACACCACAAAUACAUAUAUGCACACAAAGCAGGCCCAUAGCCACACAAACCUAGCUAACUGACAAAUAUUCAUUAACCUCUUAGUCUGAUUGAGGAAACCCAGCUUAAAAAAAGAAAAGCAAGAGGACAGUAUCGCCUCAUUAAAGAUGGUCAGUGUGAGACAGUUCAUCUAAAACCUCCAUACCAAUCAGGAAGACAAAAUUACUCUCAACCCAGCCAGAACAAAAAAUUGUAAUCUUCAUCUUUCCUCUAAAGCAUCCCCAAAAUACUGAAGUGAUGAUCAACCACAGAUACUUUGGUCUGUUGUUACACCACAGCCAUCUUUGUCAAAGUGCCAGCGCAGUGUUAUUUAAGUCAGUUGGCCCAAAAAGAGCGACAAAAUGAAACCAUUUGUCCGAACAAAAUUCGAAGUCUAACAGUAACUUUUUUUUUUUUUUUCCGAAGUUCAGUUUCCUGUCAAUAAUGCAACCCUGAUUUCAAGAGAGUUUGAAUGUGAAAUACAAAUGAUACAAAAGAGUGGUAGUUUGCUUCAUCCCUUUUUCAACUUGUGGUUAUUUUGAAACAGAAGUAAUCAAAAAUACAGCAAAACUCAUUCAGUGUCCAGACUGAAGUGUUCUUGUUUUUGUCAAUCAAAAAUAAAUCAAUCACACUGCUUGCAUAUUUGACUAAAGUUUCAUACCAAAUCAAAACCUUUUAGGAUUCAGGGUUGUUGUUUUUUCACUGGCAUUGUGACAUGGAUUAUUGUUAGAGAAAAUUGACAUUUCAGAGUGGCAGUGCGAUCAGUGACUGUUUCUCUAGCGAUAGACACUGACCUUUUCUGCUCCAGCCUUUGUGAAUAGUAAACCACUCAAAUAUAUUAGGACUUAUGUAGCCCCAUUCAGCUGUCAAAAGUACACACCUAUGUAUGAAGUGACUAUGGGUCAUACGCAGUUAGAACACAUAACAUUUUUUGCCAUUUUUUGAUAUUAGUAAUUUAACAACUAAUGGUAUUUUGGACAAUUAUAGCAAUUUUGUUUAAAACUUAACCAAUGUUAAAGCAUUUUGGCGCUCAACUGCAAAUGCAUGUUUGUGCUUUUUUUUAGCUAUUAACCUGUCUAGUCCUCAUGUCAUACUGUUUUUUGAUUUUAGAGUUCAGUUUUUGUAUUUGCUAUUCUCUGCACUGCAAGUAAUGACAAGAUUUGUGUAGCUCCAAGACUAUAUCAUUAUCGUGGUCCUGGGUUUGCCAGGCCUUUUCUGAUUAUCAGAUGCAACAAAUGACGUCCAAUUUUAUUGAGCAGUUCGGCUUCAAUGACGAAGAGUUUGCUGAUCAGGACGAUGUUGUGGAGUGAGUACUCAUCCUGCAUGACUAGAUUCUGUUGUCUUAUUGUGUAACACUGAAGGGAUGUGACAGUAAAGACAUAACAAAGCUGGCAGUGGUGGACAGAGGGAUAGAUAUGUCUUGAUUGAGAGCAUAUGGGUAAAAUUUUGGGGCGAGGGGCACUUCUCCAUUGGCUUCAUGCUCUGCCUCAAUGCUGUGGCAUGUCUUUACACAACAAUGUCAUUUUUCAAAGGCUUUGUAUGUUGACAAUAAAUUGGACACCCAUUACUCUUGAAAAUUAACAGCUAAAACUAAUGCAAUCACUAGCAUGGCUGCAAUAAUGAUGACAAAUGCCACUCCAAGGAGAAACCAUAUCCAGCUUUUGUGUUGUCGUGUGCUGUCACUAUGUACACUCUUUAUGACAAGCUAACUGGGGGAGUGGGGGGGUUAAUGUUGUGCAAAGGUUGUGGGCUGUGGAAGAUAGCUGGUAGUUGCUGAGUGAUCUAAAAUGUCAGUUUGUGUUGUGAAUCCCAGUCUUUGUUUUUCUUCAUAUAUCUUUGGCUUGGGGUAAUCAGACUAUGAAGAAGACCUUUUUCAUCGGCUGGUCAAAAUCUGUUUAUGAAAUUCUGAAAUCAAUAAAAAUUAUAGUUUUUUUAUAUGGAUAACUUAGAAGUCCAGUUGAUUUGGAUUCAUGGAAAGAGACUGGAUGUCUCAUUCACUAGUAAAUACUUAAGGGUAAAAGUAGACGGCAUUGGUAAAAACAACAACAUAUAGCAGCAGGCGCACUCCAGCACAUAGGAGGUCUUUGAUUCUAUCUCAUAAAUAAAAUAAAAGAUCUUUCUUCAUACUGUCAGUGAAGACUACUGUAGAGUAUUGACAGAACCCAGGCUCAAUGAGGACAGCUGUAAACAAACAGCAACAGAUAAUGCUGCAAAGCGACCCAGUGACCCAUGGUUUAUUAUGAAAUUUUCAAGUGAAUAAAGGGGUCAACAAAAAGAAUAAUUUAUGCAUGUCAGUUAUUUGCCUGUCAUCACGAAUCUGUCACUGGUAGAUACAGUGGGAUGAUUGAAAAAGUAAUUUGGGAUGUUUACUACCUGUUUAAAAUCUUUCCUUUCUUUCUCUAAUGGUUAAGAAAAGUGGGGUCAUAGAAUCGCUUCAUUGCCUGUGUUGUUGGUCUGGUGUGGUGUCGAGCUUAAACUGGUUUGAUUUCAUAUGAUCUGGCUGAACCAGCAUUUGCCAUGAUGAUUUGUGAUAAUAAUAUUUAGCAAACUCAAGAGUGCCUUCCAUAAAUCAGCUGAAUCCCAACUGUAUUCAUUAGUCAUAUACAAUUACACAAUAUUAUUGAUGUUUUUUGUUGAUGGACAAGGGAACUUGUGACUUCCUGAGGUCCAAAAAAUAAAAUAAAAUCAGUACAGCAGUCAGGAUGGAUGCUUAAUUUCAUAUCAAACCAGUUUAAACAAUUAUACGCCGUCCUAACUGUAGAGGAGUAGUGGAGGAAACAUGAUCAGGUGCUUAGAUUUAAUGACUUGGGUUUGUUGACUGUAAUCAGAUGAUGUGAAUGUGGAUUAUCUAGUUAAUGUGUAUAAAGCAAACUGCUCAUUUGACCUCAAACACCUUUUUUUUUUCUGGUUAAAUAGAAACUUUCCUUUUGUUUGUAAAUGGAAACACUGGAAGUCUCCGGGAGGCUUUCUCAUUGAAGUCUCCCUGAGGUCUUGGCUAAGUCUUGACUCUGUAUUGAGCUUGACUUACUUUGGGCAUCAAGGCAAACAAUCGCUUGAUUGAUUAAAAAAUCAGAAACAUUGGGUACCCAGUGACGUUUUUGACUUUCCACUACUCAAAUCUUAGUUUCUUUUAACAAAGUGUGUUUCUGUUCUUUUUUUUUGUGACUUGUUUACAAACCCUAACAUGCAUGUUGAGAAAUAGUCUUUUGAAAAACAUGUCUUUUAUUAUAUUGUUGUUGUGAACCUAGCAUGGGGGGGAGAAAAAAUGUUUUUAACUGAAAGUGUUAAAGCUAUCUGUUUGAGCCUGUAUGCCUGUGAGUUGCAAUAUAUGUGAAUGCCUAACGACCCUAACUAAACUAAACUCUGUUCUCUUUAACAUUGCAGUAUUCCCUUUGAUAGAAUAUCAGACAUCAAUUUUUCACUGAAUACAAAUGAAAGUGUAAGUACUUAUCAUUAAUUUUUGAUUCACACAUACACAAAGAGAAGAUGAGACAGAUAAAAUUAAAAUCCAUAUAAAUAGUAUCUAGAAGGCAUGUUACAUUUGAAUUAUUCAUUCGACCACUCAUUCAGAAGAAGAUGUGACAGUGAGAGAAAUCUGCAUUUUUCCUUAGCAACAAAUGUUCAGCAGGUGUACAGAAUAAAUCUCACAUACCUAGGUUCAUAUUGGCAUUUCUGUCAGUCAGAACACAGAGUCUCCUGACCUUCAUUUGUGAAGCACCACAUCCUUAUAGCUUCAUUCAAAAAUGUAAAUACAGUCAUUGUGUGUUGUAUUCUGCACUAUUUUAUUGGUGUUUUUUAGAAUUCUGUCUAUUUUGAUGGAUAUUGUUUUAUUCAGUAUGUGGUCUGUGUGUUAAUUUUCCCCAGGCAAAUAUAGCUUUGUUUGAGGCUCGCUGUAAGGAGAAAAUCCAGCAGUUUGAAGAUGCUGGUUCAGAUGAGGAGGAUAUCUGGGAUGAAAAAGAUAUCACCUUCGCACCAGAGGCACAGAGACGCCCAAGGUCAGCUGCUCACACAAACGAACAUGUUUGCCAUAUUUUAACGUUUUACUGGAAUACCUCGCUAAACAAAUUGUCAAUAUGAUUUAAAGACUUGUUUAGUGAUUGUUACAUCUUCAAAUAUUUUCUAGUCUUAGAUGGACCUCUAAUUUUCUCCGUUACAACCGAACAAACUGUUUCUCUAAAAGUCAAGUUAUUUCACACGUUACAUGAAUAAUCAAUACGAUCAUUACCUUACUUAGUGUUUCUUUUCAGUCUCGCUGAAAUGACACUAAAUGAAUCUGGACAGCUUGCAUUACUUCAAAUUUCCUAGCAGGGGCCCCAACAGUCGAGCUGUGUACAUACAGAUACAGUCUUACUUGUGGAGCUCAACACCUUUUGUGUUCCCAAGUGUAAAGAGUGGCCUCUGACCAUGUUGACUGAUUCAAACCAUGUCCUUCUCAGGAGCUCAGGCAGCACAGACAGUGAAGAGAGCACAGACUCAGAGGAGGAGGACGUGAAGCGAGAUCCAUUUGAAGCUUCUAACCCCAGCACAGAUGACAGAAUGGAAGUCGAUACAGGUUUGUCAAACCAGAAGUCUGAGGUGUAAACCAUAGACCACGUGUAAUGGUUUAUGGACUGUACUGAUAGAGUUGUGCCUCUCUUGUCUGCGCAACUACAUCAAGUGCAUGUCAACAUUCACACACACACACUUUUUUAUAUCUGCAAGAGACCCUGAAAAUACGCAGGCAGGACCUUGUCCUGCUCAUUUGUACCAGGGUAGAAGGAAUCAGCUAUUUUGUCCCCCUCCUGCUGUGGCUGGUAGAAUCCAACACUAGGUUUUAUUUUUACCAGCUGCAAUAACCAAGGCUGGAUCUAUUCGAGUUAUGGGCUAUACUGUGAGGAUAAACAUUCCAACAAUUAAAGAAAUGUUUGCCUCUAAACAUAAAAAGCUCAUUCUGUUUAUCUCAGUUGAUUAGUUUGAGGGUGAUCAGUGCCUCCAUUACAGCCUUAUUCUCAGAGGCUGAUUCAGCUGUAACUUAACCGUGACGGUGAGGAAAGAGUUCUUAUAUUGAGCUUAUAAUGAUGUCGGCCUGCAACAGGAGUGUCAUCAUAGUCGUACAUAUUGCUGCUGGAAACCACAAACACAUCACACAUCAGUGUUAUGGGACUGAUCUGGUUAAAUAAAGGUUAGAUUAGAUGAAUUUUUUAAAAAAAAGACUGCAGCUCUGCUGGAACUAUAAAUGAUGUUAAUGUAUAUGGAGGUGGCUGUCGGACUGUUUUCACAAUCUAGUUAAAGUAUUUCCACACUGCUGACGUUUUUGCCACAGGGUUGCUAAUGCUAAUUUGAUCGACUGUCUUGGGUUUUUGCUUUUGUCUUUGAAUCAUCUGUCCCUGGGGGGUCACUGCGGUCUACAGAAUGGAUGUUGUAAUCUGGCAGGCGGCACACAUGUGUGUUCAUGCAAUAAAGUUUAAGCCCUGGUUAAGGUUACACAACUUAUACUUCUGUUCAUUGUUGAGAGCAUGCUCAGUGACGAAUGGCAUAGAUGAUCGAUUCAAAUUGCAGAUCCAAUAAGUGACAACCUGGUUUUGGAGAUUCUGUGAUGAACAUGUCUGAAAUUCUUUGUAUUUGUCAUUAAUAAACAAAGUUUUACUGAGUUCGACGUUAGCUGUGUUUUCAGUUUCACCCUAGAAAGCUGUAGUCUUUACAGUUGCCCCUUUGACCAGGAGCUUCACAGUUAAAGAGACCUCAAAGGCUGCUUGGUUUAUCCUUGAUUUAUACAACACCAUAGAUCUUGUUUGAGGCUGUUAUAUUACAUAACAAGCCACCAGUAUGACCCGGGGUCUGAGUUAAGCUGAGACUGAGAUAUUGGCUCCCUAAACAGGUUUUCCUUCAGCUAGGAAAAGGAGCCAGCUGGUAUCCUAGAGCUUAUAGGACUGUGUGAUACCUUACACCACUUAGAGUAACAGAACACGCCUCAGUGUUUCAUUAUAAGCUUAGCCCUCUUAGACUAGAAUCACUGGUGUAGGGGCGGAGAAGGAUGUGGUAAAUACUCCAAUCUACACACAAAAACACACGCCUACUUUACAAAAAUCUGUUCAUCCACCUUUGAAUUCAGAUAAAAGACAAACCCACAGUUGUGUCUUCUCAAGUCUUGGCCAUCACAUGAUCCACCCAUAUAGUUGAAACCCUAACCCUGUCUGUUUUUUUUAAACCUUACUUUCUCUGACCAAGUUUAAUUUUCUAAUCUAUCAUCAUGUAUAAGGACCAGUUUGGACAGCCAACUUUGAUGACAUCCCCAUGGACACAGGUACAUCCACAGCCCCAGCCUCCAGCCCCAACAACCCUUCUGCCCCUUCAUCCUCGACAGAAGUCCUUCCUGAUGCAACCUGGAGCGCCUCCUCUGCUGCAGCCUCCAACUCUGACACAGGCUGGGCCGAUUUCUCUAACUUCACCCCUGUCAGGUAGGACCUCACAAGGCUGCGUCGUGAAGAUUGUUGUUGCUUUUGAUUGUGAGCAUUUCUUAAUAACCUUAUAAAAAUAUGUUCUCUUCUAGCCCGAAAGACCCUCUAAGGUGCAACUCUCCUGUUGCUAUGGAAACCAGCAUAGAGACAAUGGACCCUCUGGGGGUUAAUGCACCUAUGCAGCCUGAAGGUGAGAUUUGUGGCCCUUUGGUACAACAUAUCCCAAGAUAAGUGAUUCUGUAGAGAUAUGACGCUUUCUUUCACCUUUUCAACAUCCAUCAGACUGUGACGGUUGGUUGGGUGCAGGUGAGGCUUCUCCCUCCUCCACCACACCUAAGGAUUGUGGGAGAACCAAGGCAGCAGAGGAAACCGCCUGUAGUGAGCAGCGCAGCAUCACAGAGACGGUCAUCAACGGCUCCAUGAAAGAAACAGUCAGUCUUACUGUUGACGCCAAAACUGAGACUGCCGUCUUCAAGAGGUUCGACAAAGGCAUUCCAAUAUUUCCACAUAAUUAGAAUGAAAGACGCAUGAAAAAAAAACUGAAUGAAAGAAUACAGGUAUAAUAUCCAGCAACUUUUUUCCUCCCGACCCUCUCAGGAAACUGCAGCUUGAGCUCCUUUAUAAACAGGACAGAAACAUCAGACUGACCCAGCGGCAUUAGAGAAAAUAAAACACUUUGUUGAGGUGCUUGAGCACUUCGACCAAAUGCUUGCUUCAUGCUCUAGAUAAAGAAUGAUUCAUGAUUAAAGGAUAAGAACUACAGCUUGUUGUUCACAGUUGUUAGUGUAUUUGACAGGAUUUCACAGUACAGCAGGGUUUGUUUUUUCUUUUUUGGUUCUUUCUUGUUUUCAGAAUAGUUUCUGCCAUGGUUUUUAGGUUUUAAGUUAUCUGAAAGAUGUUCACUAAAACAGAAGCCUGUACCUUUUGUGGUCUUCAGGCAACUUUCAAGUAAAAAAAGGCUUGUUUUAUGGCAGGGUUUCAAAAGUUUGAAUGUAAAGUUCAGUACGUUUUUAUUGGUGGACCUUUCACACCUAAAGUCCUGAUAGCAUACAUAAAUACAUGGACUCAUGCAUCUAUAGUCCUAGCUCUACUCUACAAGUAAAGUAGCUGCAGGGUUUUCAAACUUGUUUCAAAGUUGCCUGUCCUCUGUCCUUCUGUCCCCUUGUUUAUGCUGCAUUAUAACGUCCGUCUGUCUGUCUGUCUGAGUAAAUAACAAACUGUCUGAUGAACUGAGCGACACUUACAACCUGAGCUUCCCCUCUCUCUCUUGCUGUGCGUUGUGGGUGUGGUCUCCUUCAGAGUGUUGAAAUCUUAUCGGUAUGUACAGCCAAUCAGAGAUCAGCCUGCAGCCGUGAUGUAGUCUUGUUGUCACGUCAACCACCAACUUUUCUUUCCCAAUUUUGAACUUCUUCUUCUUCUUCUUUGGUUUCAGCUCCUUGUUUGUUUAUUUCAUUAUCUCCAUUCUGCAUGUUUUUCUACCAAAGGUGUUUUUGUCCAAGUGCAGUUUUUAGUUGAUUUAGUUUUCAAGUGGCUUUUAUGUACAAAGAGUAAACAAAUACAAGACCAAACAAUCAGAAAUUAAAGAGGGGCCUUAACCAGAUCAGAUUUUUAUUCGCCACAAACUCUUGUGUUGAUUAUUAAUUUCACCUCUUUUGUUUUGAAGGCUCUGCCAGUUAUUGAAUUUUGCCUCUUACAAUCGUCUCUGUCAUAACUUUGUGAGUUCAGAUUGAAAUGAAAGGUGUCACUGUGUAGAGUAAAUUCAUGUAUGUUCACAGUUAGGACACUGGAUAUGUAUGAAUGCUUAGAGCGCACAAGCACAAAAGAGAUUGAUCGUGUUGAUUUGUAAACACGUGUUUAUCGGUGGCAUGCAAUCUUGUCAUCAGGCUCAGACUGCACAAACUUGUGACCACAGAGUAAGUUCAAACUGUUGUGGUUAAAUGUUUUCACUUUUGUAUUUCGGUUGUAACGGUCUGAAGAUUCAAUUUCAUCUCAUCCUUUUUAUUAAAUAGGGUUUUAAUAGCUUGAGUGCUGCUUAUCUGAGCUGCUAUUUAGCAGAUUUAGGUACAGAGGGUACUUGCACCCUACAAUCUAACAGUGCAACAUACUUGUCUCACUUGACUGUGCAUCUCUGGUUUAGAUGAUUGAAACAAUUCUUUAUGUUUCUGCAUUUAACUGCUAGGGAUGUUGAUCAACCUUUAGAGCUGACAGAGAUUUCCUUGAGAUUAAACUAUUAAAAAAAAAAAAAAGUUACUGCCAAUGUGACAAGAGAGACUUCUUUAGGAGUCAAUUCUUCCCAUGACCAUACAAAAGUAUAUGAUGCCAUGUUGCAAUUUAACCUGAAUCUGGAGACAGCUCUGCAUUGCUAUCAACUGCAGGAGUUUGUUGGAGAGAAAAUGUCUGAAACCAUAAAUCUGUAGUAGUUGUAAAAUCCGUUUAUUGGCAUCUUGUCCACCCAAUAGAGUCCUUGUAAAAAAAUACAUGGCUCUUAAUGUGCUAUAACUGUUCAUCUUAAAGAUAAAAUUAAAUGUACUUUUCUGAAAUGAAAAACGAAAAAUGAAAUCCUUGUCCAAAUAAACUUGUGGCGCCUCUGCUUUGAUAAAGACACUUUUUCACAAAGUUCUUCAAGAUAUUUUUGACUUAGAUUUUAUGCAAAUACUUGACACUCAUCUGCUGACAUGCAGCAAUUACAAACAGAAGAGAUUGACCAAGUAAUUGAUUUGUCUUAUUAACCAGCUUCAAUGGGGUGUUUUACAGCACCUGAUGAAAAGAAAACACAAAAAAACAGAACAUUCAAAGUUAGGUUAAGGAGAAGCGAUCCAUUUAAGCCCCUGGAGUUUCCUAAAGUUUAAAGUUGAAUUCUUGUAAAUACUUCGUAAUGUUCCUUUUAACGACACCUUAAGAUUUUAGAGUAAAACACUGCAUUUGGUGAAAAAGGCAAUAUUCUAAAUCAGCAACAGUACAGAGGUUUAGGUUGCUCCUCAAAGUUGGAUUAUAUUUGGAUGUUUGUGGGUGUUUUGCUUUGAGGCCUCAUCAGGAUUAUUGGUGGUUCUCUGAGACAAAGCAAGGCUGACGGCUGGCACAAUCUAUUUUGGUCUAAUCGGUGUUCAAUCAGUUUGUAGGCCUGCCUGCUUUCUGCUGGCUGUGUAGCUACAAAAUAAAUAGCAUUUAGCCAAACGACCAAAAGAGUUUUCAAACUUUCUCCAUUUGCUGUACAUUUUGAUGCUUUUCCUCCAUCAUGUUCCUAGUUUCCCAUUUCAACACCUCCAUCCUUUGUUUUACUGUUCAGCAUGCAUCACUGUUCACACCUCACUGUGUUUUGUGCGUGUGUCUCUGUGAGUAGAGUGGCUGGUUUGAAUUGCCACAUAUUGUUAAUGUAUAUCUGUGUUUUUGUGUGUGUCUCUGUAUGUGUUACAGUGAUGAAGAGAAGAGUUCUUCAGAGAAAUACGCUGUAGUGGAAAAUGUGGAAUCGGAGAGAACAGGCCUCAACAGCUCAGCCACAGCCUGCUGUCCAAAAACAGGGUCAGACACAACACACGCACACAUACUGUACAGUCAACACUAUACAACCUGAGUGAGAUGUGUUGUGCAUUUUCUAAAACACCAAGGCUCAUUUUAAACAAAUCCACACGAUCGUUCUGCUUGAUAAAUGUUUUUUAUUUUUUAUUUUUUUUCUGUGUGUAGCUGAGAUUUACGGAGCCCAGGAGGUGACAUGAACUUUUUUUUUUUUUUUUAAUUCGCACGUGUGAUUUAGUAUCUGUAACAUGCGUUUUAUUUGUAUCUUACCCAUGCGUUUUUGUGAAUAAUUAUUUUUGUAAUAAUUUGUGCAAGAAGAAGGACAGUGUCAUGGACAGAGAUCAACACUUUCUUUUAGGUAUGACUCACAAAGAGAUACUUCAUAGCUUAGCCACAUUUGGUAUUGUUUUGAAUAGGAGACACCUCAUCAGGAUCCUCAAAGUACAGCGACUUUGGUAACGGUGAUAUUUGGACUUGCAGGAAGUGAUUUUGUUUAUUAACGUACAGUUAAAUCGCAUGUGCAAUACAAUAAAACGCACGUGCGAGAUACUAAAAUGUAUGUGCAAGAUACUAAAUCGCACAUACGAAUUUUAAAAAAGAAGUUAAUAGCACCUCCCCAGCUCCGGAUAAAUGAGACAUUAAAGAUUCCAAAAUCAGAUACAGUGAAAGUUGAUGCUUCUCUGUUUCUGUAAAGACUUGAUCUACCCAAAAGCAAAGCCAGAUGUAUUGAUGCAGCAGGGAUACAUGCAAAUCCAGACUGACAGAGUUCUGUUUUGGUUACAUUUAUCAGGGUUGAGUCUCUUGACUGUUAACCAAGGUCUUCUCAAUGACCUGCAUCAAGAUAAAGACUUUAUCUGACGUUUCAUUUGACCUGUUUAUUGCAGUUAAAUCAAAGCAUGUUUAGCUUUGGUCUAUGCUGCCCUCUGUGCUAAAUACCAGCUAACCUGUGACUUGCAUGACAAGGUGUAAGUGCACUCAGCAGAGACAGAUGGACAGGCGCCUUGCAUCUCAAACAGAAAAGUGUCCAUCUCAGAAAUCCUGGUACUGAUCUUUGUAGGUCAUCAAUCUGGACGCUGGUCAGCUUCAAGUAGCUCAAAACAGGAAGGAGAGUUAAUCCGAUCACAGAUCCUGGAGAAGACAGAGAUUCUAACUAAGCUGUCUUUACUGAAGGAUGAUGUUCUGAACCCAGAGAUGACUGAGAUUACUUUUCCUAAGUGUUGUUGUGGAUAGCUGUAAGUGGGCUGGGUAAAUCAGUGAACAUAAACUACAUCUAAUUGGACUGGCAAAAGUUCUUUCUGCUUUUGGUCAAAAUACAGGUCAGCUGUUUGUAGAUGUACAGUGAGAUGGGUUUAAAUACACCCCAUCUUAAUGCAUCCAAAAGCAGAGUGAGUGGAGCUUUGUAUGUCCUUUUCAGUCAUGAUUUACACAAUCAGCUGACUGAUUUCUAAUGCAAAUAGCUGUUAGAGUGUUACUUUUCCACUCAAACACCAGCUCUUUACAUAAUUUACAUCUUGGCUUCGACACCGUAGAUUAUGGUAGAAAAUAAUGGGUUUUCUCCUCUAUACACCCUGCAAGAAAAACAUGACUUUGAUUAACAGGCAUGCAGCAAAUAUUAGCCCAGCAAAAUGUGUAAGUCAGAGAUGUCAUUCAUUUGUGAUUAAAAAAUGAUGGUUUGACUGUGCCUUACAUUGUCCCAUACCUGAUCUGAAUGAGAUCCUAUGAGCUGAUGCUGAAAUGGGAUGAGACAUGCUGUCAUGUGAACUUUUCUCUCUCUUUUUUGUUACGUCAGCAAUGACAAGUGUCGGUCUGCUGUGGAGCUGCCCAACGGCCCCCUAGAGGAGAUGUCAGCUAUAGAGGAGGCCAAGUAAGUCUCACCAUCCACAGAGCACUUAGUGUGAGAAAGAUCUCCUCCCAAGGGUGUCAAACUCAACCACAGCAAGGGCAAUAAUCUGGAUUUAGGUCUAACCUGAGGGCCAAACAGGGUCAACAUAUAACACAAACUGUCAACCUCCUUUUCAAAAAAUAUGUAACAAAAACAGCAAUUAUUAUAAAUCAUUUGAAAAUUCAAAAAAGAUAAGUUUAAAGGCGAUCUCAUUUUUUUUUUUCAAAUAAAUUUUUAUUAAUUUUUAAUUUUUAUUGUUAUUUUUAUUUAUUAUUUCAAAAGAUCAGAGCAUGAUAUUAAAAAUAGAAAAAUAAUGCCUUUUAAAGAGCAAAUACAUGAGGAGAACGUUGAAAUCGGGUUUCAAAGCUCAAAAUAUGACUUAAAAUUUAAAACUGGAAUCUAAAGUAUAAAAAUGACUCGUCUAAAUACUGAGUUGAACAAAAUCAAAGCAUGAAAUAAAAACCCAAUCAUGUUUGACUUGUAAUCUUGAAAUGCAAAAUUGAAAACAUGAAAUAAAACUCCAUAUAUUUUCCUCACAUUCUUGACUAUUUAUCAAAUCUUCCUUACCCUUUAAUUUCCCAGUUUUUAUUAAGGACAUUUUAAAUAAUGGUGCUAAAGUUUACAUUAUUAUACUGAAGGAAAUCUGCAGACUUCAUACUGGUGGGCCAAUAAUAAUACAAAUAUGAUAUGAUCUUUUGGGCCAGAUAUAAUUGUUCCACAGGCCAGAUUUGGCCCCCGGGCCUUAAGUUUGACACCUGUGUCCUACACUGUGCUACUUCCUGGUACCGUAUUUGCACUUUUUUGUCAUGUAAUUGUAAUAAACUUUUAUCCACUUAAAUAAACUAACAUGCCUGCUGUCAUUUUGCAGAGACACAGGCCGAAGCAGACAUGAUAUAAAAAGCUUUUCUAAGAAAAGUUCAUGGCAAAACAAAACUGUUCAGUUCAAUUUAAAGGCGCAUACUCCACCUGGAUCAUUAAAUAGUCUAAUGUCAAUAUGGCAAAAGACUUCAAGUUAAUGUUAUUAUAUUUCAAAGCGGUUCAAAUCCUUCUUCCCUACCUUCCAGCUGUCAGCAUGCAAUAGUUUAAUUCACUACAAGGAAAUCAUUUGUAGUUUAAUAACUUUGAUAAAGACGUGUUUUAUUUCCUUUUGCCUCCCUUCCCUCUGCAGACUGGACCAGAGUGCCGUGUCAGAGCCAGCUGUAAACGGGCCGGCGUGAAGAUCACCUAAAGCCAGUAAAUAGCCAGCCUGUUCUGCCACGCAGGGCCCUCCUCCUGACCAGCUAGCGGAGACCACUGCUCAGAGCUGUACCAAUCAUAUGAUCCCCCCACCAGGACCAGCAAUACCCCCCCUCAGCUCAUCACUGACAGAGAGACAGACAGACAGACAGACAAACAAACAGGUGUACAGACACAGAACGAACUGCAAAGAAAAAUGUACCCAAACGGAUACAGAAUAAUUUUUUUCAGCAUUUGUUUAUAUACUAUUGUUCUUAUGAGGUGAUGUGCGACUGAUAACUUGCCACUCAAAAUUAAAAUAGUAAUGUUGCUAUAGUUAAAGAAAUGAUUGUAUGAAUAAAAUAUUUUAUAAAAAGAAAAAUGUAUACAGAAACAUACGAUGACUUACCACAGGAGAAGCUGAUUGGUCACCCUGGCGACCUCUGAGCUGCUGUUGCCUGCAGGAUCUGUUAUUCUGCAUCCAACAGUCUGACACUUAAUACAGCAGUUGCUUUAUUGAAAUCCUCACCCACCACUGGUCUGUGUCUCUGAGUAGAGCUGCUCCCAAUGAUUGAACCACAAUUGAAAUCACACUUAAAGUUUUAUUUUGCUGCAGGUAUUAUUUGUAAAUGUUUUUCUCUUGUAUUCUUAUGCAUUGAGUAAGAUUUGACAAGCCUUUUCUGAUAUAAUUUUUUUAUUUAUUAUGAGAGCAAGAUGAUGUUUUGUUACUAAAGAGCCAUACCAACACACCUUCUCCCCUUCUGGCGGGCUGCAUUCAUGCUAAGUGGGUUCUUACCUCGCAGCUAGAAGGCCUUAUUGGAGAGACCUAGUAUGGUGUCACACAGCCUAAACUGGGAGCUGUAAAUGCAUUCUGAGCUUGUGUUUUUAGUCCCAACUAAAAUUAUUCAGAACCA